Molecule: messenger RNA, 1881 nt
Organism: Lachancea lanzarotensis
Lineage: Eukaryota; Fungi; Ascomycota; Saccharomycetes; Saccharomycetales; Saccharomycetaceae
Product: LALA0S06e07910g1_1
Exons: 1
Coding region: 1-1881 (626 amino acids)
Source: RefSeq, a predicted model, not a curated record
AUGGUUUUCGCACGGUUUUGGCAAAGCCUCCGCCUUGUGUGCGCUUUGCUGGUAAUUUUUCAUUUUAGUACAUCGAUUAUUGGAACUCAGAGCUUAGACCCUUGCUCCACUCCUAUUCUAGGCCAAACACGGUGGUUUGAACAGAGCUUAUGCCCUUGGUGGAGCACACAUGUCGAACCUCAUCGCAAGGAGUUUGCAAGGCCGCUAGCACUCCAAUGGCAGAAGCGUGAGGAAAUGGUUAAGCAUCAGGUUGAAAGUGUCGGUCAAAAACUCACAACCGCAGGUAAAACACAUGUGCUACCUCUAAUCAACAAAUGGCGCCAUGUUGCACAUAUUAAAAGUCAGUUGUACUACAACGUCUACGUGCUUCCUUACAUUAAGCAAGCCAAUUAUGAACUCCAGCUUUGGUUGCAGUCCGAUACUGCUAUUGCCAAGCACACGCUAUGCACGGUCAAUUUCAUUUCUGACGCAUUUCAUCAACUGGUGACCCGAGUAGGCUGCGUUUGGAGAACAUCGUACCCUAUUCUUUCGAAGGAAGCGCGGUGUGCAAGGUCGCAUCUGAUUAAAGUGGCUGAUUGGCUCAAUGCGCACAGGAUAAAUGUACAAGAAAGUAUCAGUAUGCGUCUGAACGCUACUCGUAAGGCUACCGGACCAGCUAAGGAAGUUCUGCACUAUGAGUCCGAAAACGCGGACGACGAAGAACAAGAAGAGCUUGACGAGGAUGAAACGUUGUAUUUGACUUCUACAAUCAUUGAAACAGUGACGCUUUCCGAUAAUCAGCUAGCGACACCUACCCACACUACCAGUUCUGACACUGACCUAGAAGUACCUCUACGAGACCUUGUUCAGGAUGAAUUCCAAGCGUGGUCGAACACUGUAGCCCAGAAGGCUUCGAAUUCAGAAAGUCAACUCGACCUAGACAUAAAAGAUCUAAAGAAAAGCAAGCUUGAUGAGAUUCGUCCUCACAUUACCGCUUUGUUAAAGGAGAUUUCUAAUGCCACGCAGCAGCAUUUCAGGCUAAUCAAUAACGCCAUGUUGGAUGUCAACUGUACUACAGACGUGGAUCCAGAGACCGGAGAACAGCUGUAUUUCAACAGAGAGGGUACACAGUUACGCGACUACGUAACCCGACCAUUGAUGCGCGAAUUUUUCUCUCACGCCCAUGCUUAUGUGGACGAUGCUCUUGAAAGGGUGCGCGAUGUUUUAGAGAGGUUUGUGGGCGAGGUCAAUACAGAUCUUGAUCAAUUGCGUCAAGAACACCUGGAGGUUUAUGAGGAAUGGGGAGACGUGAUGGUCAGCGAAUGGUCGAAACGUAUGGCCUACGUGGAUGUUGUCGCUGCAAUGGAAUCCGAAGAUUUGAGCCAAAGGCAACACGACAAUUGGAAACAGUUUUUGAAACUCAAGAAGCAGGUGAUAUCCACGAGAGAUGCCUUGACGAAGCAUGCUGCAGAUUUGCAAGAUGUGGAGAAGUUUUUGAAAGAGAUUCAAUUCACGUUGAAGGCAAUCCAACGCGAGGCAGGAGAAUAUCUGUUUAUUUUACGUUCGAAAGCCAACUUGGCAUUCCAAGCUCGGGAGGAGUCAGAAAGGCAAGCUCUUCUGGAACAAGCGGAGAAGGAGAAGAGGGAACAAGAAGAGCUAGAGAAGCAGGAGCGCGAAGAACGCUUGCGCCGGGAGCAGGAAGACCUGGACAAGUUCCAAGACAUGUAUGAUUCACUCGAUGAAGAACAGGGCAACGGCGACGACGACGACGACCAAGCGGCGCUAUUGCUCGAGCACGAAAAAUCACAACGUGCAGCUCUUGAGCGAUUGGAAGCCGACCAGCGCGAACAAAUGGCUCGCGAGCAAAUCCAAGAUGAACAGAGUCAUUCGUCCAGCUCCUAA